CUAGUUCUGCACGGCGACCGCUCCAUAAAAGAUGCACUAUUACCGGUAUUCUUCUGCUGAAGUCAGCUGUUGGUACAAGUACCUGCUCUUCAGUUACAACAUAAUCUUUUGGUUAGCUGGAGUUGCCUUUCUUGGAGUUGGUCUGUGGGCCUGGAGCGAAAAGGGUAUAUUAUCUGACAUAUCCAAAAUGACUCGUCUCAACGGCUUCGACCCCGUCAUCCUCGUCUUGUUGGUUGGAGGAGUGAUGUUCAUUCUUGGAUUUGCUGGAUGCAUAGGAGCCUUGCGGGAGAAUAUUUGCCUUCUGAGAUUCUUCUGCGGCACCAUUGUGCUGAUUUUUAUCCUGGAGUUAGUUGUGGCCGUGCUGGCUUUCUUGUUCCAGGAUUGGGUGAGGGACCAGGUGGAGACCUUCUUCAAGAACAACAUUAAGUCGUACCGAGAUGACAUCGACUUGCAGAACCUCAUCGAUUCUUUGCAGAAAAUAAACCAAUGCUGCGGUGCCCAGGAUCCAAACGACUGGGACCUGAACAUCUACUUCAACUGCAGCAGCAGCAGCAAAAGCCGGGAGCGGUGCGGGGUUCCUUUUUCCUGCUGUAUUCCCGACCCUGCGCAAAAAGUUGUGAACACGCAGUGUGGUUAUGACAUAAGAAGUAUGGCCAGAUCAGUUUGGGAAGAACGGAUCUUCACCCGGGGCUGCAUCCCUGCUCUGGAAGCCUGGCUGCCCAGGAACAUCUACAUCGUGGCCGGGGUCCUCAUCGCCAUUUCAUUACUGCAGAUCUUUGGAAUUUUCUUGGCCAGGACGCUGAUUUCAGACAUUGAAGUGGUAAAGGCAGGCUACCAUUUCUGAAGACACAAGUAGAGAUCUUCUGCAC
This is a messenger RNA of Euleptes europaea (tarantolino), 869 nucleotides long. RefSeq names its product tetraspanin 14 (gene TSPAN14). NCBI's taxonomy places the organism in Eukaryota, Metazoa, Chordata, Lepidosauria, Squamata, Sphaerodactylidae. The coding region runs from base 32 to 844 and encodes 270 amino acids. Gene Ontology annotation, biological process: regulation of vascular endothelial growth factor signaling pathway; protein maturation; protein localization to plasma membrane. The record is from RefSeq and is a predicted model, not a curated record. Gene Ontology annotation, cellular component: membrane. The transcript has 8 exons.